GUGCCCUGCGCGUUCCCGAGGGCGGUGGGGACGGCGGUGGCGGCGGCGGCAUCAAGAUGGCGGUGGCGGGCAAGGGAGUGGUGUCGGCCGCCGUGAAGCCGAUCUUCAGCCGGGACCUGGGCGAGGCGAAGCGGCGCGUCAGGGAGCUGUACCGGGCUUGGUACCGCGAGGUGCCCAACACGGGGUUGAGUCGCACCUUGCCGGUGGAGCGAGGGCAGAGCGCCGUGGGUGACCGCAGUAGGUGUUGUGUUUCUCGUAGUGCACCUGUACCAGCUGGACAUCACGGUGAAACAGGGGCGGAACAAGGUGCGGGAGAUGUUCAUGAAGAACGCUCACGUUACGGAUCCACGCGUGAUAGACAUGCUGGUUAUUAAGGGCUGGGAAGCUGUGCUGCAGAGAAAUCCAUGUAAGUGCCAAGGCAGGAACAGUAUAUUUGUGUCACAGUGCAGAUGAUGCAUGCAGGCUGUAGGAGAACAGAACUGCUGAUGCAGCUGUUAUUUUUGUAGGUGUUUUUAAGUUCAUUCACAGUACUGCGUGCUUAGUCUUGGGCUCUAACUGCCAACUAGUCUAAAGUUCUUUUGUGUGUGUGCAGGGGAAAAUGGAGCUU
Pyrgilauda ruficollis (rufous-necked snowfinch) is the source of this 607-nucleotide messenger RNA. It is a transcript of the gene NDUFA6, whose product is annotated as NADH:ubiquinone oxidoreductase subunit A6. Lineage: Eukaryota; Metazoa; Chordata; Aves; Passeriformes; Passeridae. Bases 57 to 374 code for a protein of 105 amino acids. The record is from RefSeq and is a predicted model, not a curated record. Gene Ontology annotation, biological process: response to oxidative stress. The transcript is spliced from 3 exons.